Amaranthus tricolor (Joseph's coat) is the source of this 1478-nucleotide messenger RNA. RefSeq names its product putative D-cysteine desulfhydrase 1, mitochondrial. Bases 94 to 1341 code for a protein of 415 amino acids. The transcript has 10 exons. NCBI's taxonomy places the organism in Eukaryota, Viridiplantae, Streptophyta, Magnoliopsida, Caryophyllales, Amaranthaceae. The record is from RefSeq and is a predicted model, not a curated record. Gene Ontology annotation, molecular function: D-cysteine desulfhydrase activity.
CUCUAAAUGGACAGAUUAGUCUAAAAUUGUUUGGUAAAUCCAAAUAGAAAAGCAAUAGAAAUAGAAGUAGAAUGUAGCCAUGUAGGUGAUGUCAUGGUGUUCUCCUUCGUCACCAUUACUCCAUUACCAUCACGUAUUGGGUUAGAACUAAAAGUAGGACACCCAUUUUCUAAACCAUCAAAGCUCAUCUGCUGUACUCCAAUGGCUUCCGCUAACCCCUUUGGCUUUUUAAGCCAGCAAUCCUAUGAUCCUCCGCCAUGGGGGUCUCAUCUUUCCCCAAUUCCUUCUCAUACUUUCUCUCUUGGUCAUCUUCCUACUCCAAUUCACAAGUGGAAUCUCCCUAAUUUACCGCUCAAUACCGAAGUUUGGUUGAAGCGUGAUGAUCUCUCCGGUAUGCAGUUGAGUGGUAACAAGGUGCGAAAGCUGGAAUUUUUGAUGGCGGAUGCUGUAAAACAGGGUGCAGAUUGUAUUGUAACAAUCGGUGGGAUCCAGAGUAACCACUGCCGUGCAACUGCAGUGGCAGCAAAGUAUCUAAAUCUUGAUUGUUAUCUUAUUCUACGUACCUCCAAGGCUCUUUUGGACAAGGAUCCUGGAUUAACCGGAAAUCUGUUGGUUGAGCGCUUGGUUGGAGCUCAUGUUGAGCUUGUGUCGAAAGAAGAAUAUGCAAAAAUUGGAAGUGUGGCUUUGACGAAUGUCCUGAAAGAAAAGCUAAUAAGUCAAGGAAGAAAACCAUAUGUUAUUCCUGUUGGUGGUUCAAACUCUCUGGGAACCUGGGGUUAUAUUGAGGCGAUCAGGGAGAUAGAGCAGCAGCUUCAUAUGGUUGCAGACUCAAGAAAAUUUGAUGACAUUGUUGUAGCAUGUGGCAGUGGAGGUACAAUCGCUGGCUUGUCAUUGGGGUCGUUCCUGAGUAAUUUGAAGGCAAAGGUUCAUGCAUUUUCAGUUUGUGAUGACCCAAAUUAUUUCUAUGGCUUUACUCAAGGCCUCCUUGAUGGACUUGAGGCUGGAAUCAGCUCCCGUGACAUAGUGAACAUUCAAAAUGCCAAAGGUCUGGGAUAUGCAAUCAACACACAAGAGGAGCUCAAAUUUGUCAAGGACAUUGCUUCAGCUACAGGUGUUGUUCUUGAUCCAGUCUACAGCGGAAAAGCAGCUUACGGAUUAAUGAAAGAUAUCACUGAAAACCCAGAGAAGUGGCAAGGAAGAAAGAUAUUGUUUAUACAUACAGGAGGCCUCCUUGGCCUGUUUGACAAGACUAAUGAGUUGGGGACGAUGGUUGGAAAUUGGAAACAAAUGGAGCUCCAAGAGUCCGUACCCCGCCAAGAUGGUGUGGGAAAGAUGUUUUGAAGCAAUUUCAUUGUUUUAUAUGACAGUCGAAUAUCAUUUUUCAAUAUUGGUGCAUAAAGUAAGUUGGAUUAAAGUACAGCUCUUGAAUUGAUUUGCUUAUGUAUAUGAUCCUUUCCAGAAUCUGGACAUUGACACGC